AUGGCGGCUCUGAAGCCCGUCAACCAGGGGAUAUGGUCUUUUCCAAGAUUCCUUCCCUUCUUUAUCCCGGUAGUUUCCCUUUACUUCCUGACGCCGAUUCUAAACGAAACAUGGUCAUCCUGGGUACUAUCUCGGAGCGAUACUCACUUAAGCGAGCUUAGUCGGGCAGCAUUGUCAGAAAAGUCGUGGUUGAGUUCAGUCCAAAAGAGACAUGAGUGGAUGAGUGUGAACAAAGACUACGACUCGAUACUGUUUACAGCAAGAGAUGAAAGUCUCCGCUUCUGGUAUACCAUCUGGGACCUGUUCCCAGCAACCUACACGUGUCCCUGGGAUGUCCAACGAGUCGGCAAACUCGGCGAUGGGGGCAAGUGGAUAUGCGGAAUGAGUAAAUACGAAAGGGCGAAACCUAAAUCUCGAGCUUCAGAGAAACCUAUUCGCAUCUACAGCUUUGGUAUUGGAGAUGACUCCUCUUUCGAAGCGGAGAUGCUCAACCGCUCCAGCGCUGCUGAGAUGUACGGUUUCGACGACACAGUCGACGGUUGGGGCAAGGGACUAGAGGCGUUUCCAAACCGGACGCACUUUUUCAAGACGGCUGUCGCAGAGUACGACUACUACGAUGAAAAGGAGAAGACAGAGUUUCUCUCAAUCAAAAGCAUCAUGAAGAAACUGAGGCACGAUUACGUGGACCUGAUCAAAAUGGAUAUCGAAGGGGAUGAGUUUCCGACAUUGGAGUCAUUUUUGGGAGACUAUGCGAAAGGUGGUGAGCUUGAGGGCAAGGAGGUUCCAGUUGGUCAGAUGGUGAUUGAGAUUCAUGUGCCGGAAAAGGGACCCAAGAUCAGUCAGUUUGCGGAGUGGUGGGAAAGGAUUGAGGAGGUUGGCUUCAGGCCUGUUUGGAGCGAGGCAAAUCUCCUCGCUGUCACGGUGGGAGAUGGAAAGCCGUGUUGUUUUGAGUACACUUGGAUAAAUAAGAGAGACAGGAGAGGCGUCAUCUGGGAUAGAGGGAACGAAGCUCUAUGA
This is a messenger RNA of Colletotrichum tamarilloi, 1017 nucleotides long. RefSeq lists its product as uncharacterized. The transcript has 3 exons. The record is from RefSeq and is a predicted model, not a curated record. NCBI's taxonomy places the organism in Eukaryota, Fungi, Ascomycota, Sordariomycetes, Glomerellales, Glomerellaceae. Bases 1 to 1017 code for a protein of 338 amino acids.